Messenger RNA from Plasmodium adleri (nom. inval.), 2205 nucleotides. RefSeq names its product DNA (cytosine-5)-methyltransferase. Gene Ontology annotation, molecular function: methyltransferase activity. The transcript has a single exon. The record is from RefSeq and is a predicted model, not a curated record. Lineage: Eukaryota; Apicomplexa; Aconoidasida; Haemosporida; Plasmodiidae. Bases 1 to 2205 code for a protein of 734 amino acids.
AUGCACAAAAUAAAAGUACUUGAAUUAUAUUGUGGAAUAGGAGGAUUACACUAUAGUUUGUUUCAAGCUUUUAUAAAUUUUGUUCAUACGAAUAAGCUAAAAGAAAAAUAUGAUACAGUGAAGGAACCUCAUGAGGUUAAUAAAAAUAAUGAUAUAUGUAAUCUCCAAAAUAUAUGUGAUACAUAUAAAGAUGAUAUACAUAAUGAUAUAAAAAAUUAUAAAAGUAUUGAGAUUCAUAAAUAUCAUGAUUGCACUUUAACAUGUUUAAAUGAUUUAUUUUGUUUUAUUUCAGUCGAUUUAAAUCCUAUAGCUAACCAUACUUAUUUUCAUAAUUUUAAAGAUUCCACAAUUUUGUUAACAGAAGCGAGAGACAUCAAUAAAUUUUUUAAAUCCAAAUGUGAUAGUGUGGAUGAACAAAAUAAUGGGUCAACUGAUAGUGAAAAAAAAAAAAAUAAAAUAAAAAUAAAUAAAAAAAAAAAAAAAAAAAAAAAUAAUAAUAAUAAUAAUAAUAAUAAUAAUAAUAUUAAUAACAAUGAUGAUGAUAACAUUUUUAAUAUAAACAAAAAUUAUAUCAUACAAACAGAUAUAAAUAAUAUUAUGCCAGAAUUUUUAAACAAUCAUCAUUUUAACAUAUUAUUAAUUUCUAAUCCUUGUCAACCAUAUACAAGACAAAAUAAAAAAUUUAAAGAAAUCAAUUUGGAUCUCCUAUUUUGCAACAAAAACGUAGGAAAGGAAAAUAUAAAGAAUAACAUUUGUAAUGAUAACCAUAAUUUUUAUACUAAUGAUAAUCAGAAUCAUCAAUUCAAUAUAAAUAAUUUAAAUAUAGACGAGCUAAAUAAUUAUCUAUACAAUGAUAAAGAUGAAAGAACAAAAAGUUUUAUACAUAUAUCUACAUUACUUACUAAAGUAGAUUUUAAAAAUUUACCACAGUUUAUAUUUAUAGAAAAUGUAAAAAAUUUUGAACUCUCUUCUUCUUUUUUAUAUUUUAUUUAUUGUAUUAAAAAUAAUUAUUCUUUUCAAACAUAUUUACUUUCUCCAUUACAAUUCGGUAUACCUAAUGAACGUUUUAGAUUUUAUUGUAUAUGUAAAAAAAACAAUUAUGAUUAUAAACAUACAAAUAAUUUAUUAAGACAAAAUUAUAUGAAUGAUAAGAACAUAAAUUUAUAUACAAAUUCUUUAAUACCCAAACAUUAUUUACAUAAAAAUAAUAUACAUGAAGAAAAAAAGAAUCAAAGUGAUAAUUAUAAUAAUAUCAAUUGUGAUAAUAUUAUUUUUUAUACACCACAUUUAAUAACAUAUCUAGAUGUUAAUAAUAAUUUUAAUAUUACAAAUAAUAUUUGGAAUCAUAUUAAUAUAUAUAAUAAUUAUUUAGAUACCUAUCAAGUUCAAAAUCAAAUAUUACAAAAAAACGCUUCCUAUUGUUUUGAUAUAAUCAAUAUUAAUAAAAAAACAAUCACCUGUUGCCAUGUAGCAAAUUAUCAUCAUCAUCAGAAAAAACAAAACGUAAACAAUAUUUCGAAUGAUAAACAAAACAAUUAUAUGAAUGCAAAAAGAAAUUAUGCCAUGUGUUUUACUUCUAAUUAUGGAAGAUACAUAAAAGGUUCAGGUUCUAUACUAUAUUAUAAUCGAAAGAAUUAUACUAAUGACGUUGAAGAAGAAACAAAAAAAAAACAAACAAAUGUGUCAACAAAAGAGAAUAAAGAAAAUGUAAAUGCAUUUAAUUAUAAAUGCAAUUGUAUAUCUCCAUCUCAUAAUGACACUUAUCAAACGCAUAAAAAAAAAAAUUCCAUGAAAAAAUAUGAAAAUAAUGUAAGAUAUUUUACUCCGACAGAAAUUUCGAGAUUAAUGGGAUUUAAAAUGAAAACAAAUAAUAUAAACCAAAAUCAAAAUGAAAAAAAAAAAAAAAACACAUAUGGAAAUAUUUUUUGGAAUAUCGAUCAUAUCAAUCAUACAUGUGCUUUUUAUAGUAAUAAACAUUAUUGUGAUGUGCUAAAUAAAAAUGCAUGCUUAUUAACAUAUAAAAAUGACACAAAUAUAAAUAAUCAUUCUUAUCAAAAUUAUCAUAAAAAUAAUUGUUUAUGUCAUGAAUUUGUCUUUCCAAAUUUUUUAACAGAUAGACAAAAAUAUAAAUUAAUUGGAAAUUCAGUUAAUGUAAUUGUUAUAUCAUACAUUUUUCACGUCCACAAUAUAUUUGAUCACAUAUAA